Messenger RNA from Chelmon rostratus (copperband butterflyfish), 4173 nucleotides. RefSeq names its product thioredoxin domain containing 11 (gene txndc11). The record is from RefSeq and is a predicted model, not a curated record. Bases 160 to 2766 code for a protein of 868 amino acids. Lineage: Eukaryota; Metazoa; Chordata; Actinopteri; Chaetodontiformes; Chaetodontidae. The transcript is spliced from 13 exons.
CGCGUUUGAAUACCUUACACACCAGCAGCACCCAUGUCCAAUCCAGGUUAGAUCUGUCCCCUGUCGAACAGUCUCCCUCCCCGCCCCCGUUAGGCAAAUGGACGCGUAGGGCAGCCGCCGGGGCGUAUAAAUGGGACUGAGAGCCGACGACAGCUUGUAAUGCUGCGCCGGGUGCGGCAGUCUCUCCGGCAGGUGCUGUUCCUGAUGGCCCGGAGACCGGGUCUCCUCUGCGGGGCUAUCGUACUCGGCGUCCUGCUCGUCCUGGCCGUCAAAUUCACAUGCAGCCGUGCCAAUAAUGUGGUGGCACCAGCUCGGCCUCCGGUGCGGUUCUUCUCUGCCGAGGCCCCGGUAGUGGACCUCUAUUUGGGCCAGCUAGACCAGGUGGAGCGUCUCAGGAGCGUGGCGGAGGUAUCGCUCAUCUUCUUCUACGCACCGUGGUGUGCUCACUCCAUGGCUGCCCGGCAGGAAGUGCAGCAGGUCGCUAAGAAGCUGGCCAAACAGGUGCAGUUUGUGGCUGUUAACUGCUGGUGGAGUCAGGGGAAAUGCAGGAAGCAGAACCGCUUCUAUCAGUACCCGAUCAUCCACUUGUUUUACAGAAGGUUUGGGCCUAUAGAGUACAAAGGUCCAUUUGUGGCUCCAUAUGUGGAAAGUUUUAUCCUCAGAGUCAUCACACCACUCAUUUACCUCCCAUCCAGAGCCACACUUGAAGAGUUCCUCUCCUAUCACGAGCCUCGAGUGGUGGGUUUCUUCCAGUUUAACUCCUCACCACAGCCGCCGGGGUACAUCACAUAUCUGUCUUCUGCCCUGCAGGCCCUAAAAAGGGAUUUCCGCGGUGUUGUACGUUUCGGGGUUGUGACCAACAAACAGGUGGCAGAGGCCCUUUCACUAGAAGACGAAACAGUUUACCUUUCCCGAAGAUUAAACUCCUCUUUGAUUUUCCCUCGAAGGGAACGUAACUUUACAUCGGAGGCCAUCUGUAGCUGGGUGUUUGAACACCACGAGACCGUCCUCCAUUGGCUGCAGCCUCCAGGAACAAAGUCCCGCCUCCUGGAACAUGAGCUGACUAAAGGUCCGGCACUUCUGCUGUUCCUGCCACACAAUCCACUCGGGUCCAGUCCCAAUCCCCUACUACAGCAGGUUGCAGACAUUGCUGUGCGCUAUCAUUCCUGUGAUAACAGCAACCACUCCAGCUUGGACAACAGCUUCACCUCCCACUCGCUGUGCUGCCAGUCAGUUCUCCUCCCAGAGUCCAGUACAAGUGUGUGUGAGGUGUGCCUCAGCUUGUCACGGUCGAUCCUGACCAGCUCCUCCGUAUGCUGCUCGUUCCCCUCCGUGGCGCAGGGAGGAGACGUGUCGCAGUCUUAUCUCAGGCACUGCUGCCUACACCGAGAAUCUGCCGCCUUGUCCAUAAAGGACACAAACUCAGUUGGCUGUAGCAACUUUCUGAGCAGCUACAGCCCAUUUAGUCAAUACAGUGCCUGCUGUAGAAAAGUAGAACCUCAUCUCAAUGAAUCACAAGCCAAAGAGGAUCCAGACAUGCAAGGAGGUCCCUUUACUCCUCCUUCUUUGUCCAUGCCUCCAUCCUCUGGCCCUCAGCAGGGAGGAGACGGCAUCACGGGGCUCCGGUGUCAGACCAACAGGACGCUCAGGUUUUAUGUGUUGGAUGUUGCCCUGAACUGGCCUCUGGCGGUGAGGCUUGGAGCAACCGGCAACAGAAGUGCUUCUCUUCACCAGGAGGCCGGCUCACAAGGUGAUGGGAGCAGCGACGGGUCGUUUGCAGCUAUAGUGAACCUGAAGGAUGAGGUUCAUUAUGUUCUCCACCGCAGUCCAGCAGCCACACUGACGGAGUCUCUGGAGGCCUUCAUCAGGAACUUCAGUGCUCCAUACAGCCUCUUGCAGAGACACCUGGUGGGAGAGGACGACAGGAAAGGAGGGGAGGGGAAAAGCAAGCAUCCAGACAAACACCAGCACUCGCCCUCAAACCCCCUCAUCACAGAACUGACCACAUCCUCCUUCCUACCUUCCGUCAUGGACCUCCAAAAGGAUGUGCUGCUCUUCUACUACACUCAGUGGUGUGGAUUCUGCUCCGUUCUCAACCACAUCAUCAUCCAGCUGGCCAGAUUAUUACAGGGAAACAGCACCAUCACUGUCGCCAGGGUGAAUGUGGCACGUAACGACCUUCCAUGGGAGUUCAUGGUGGAUCACGUUCCCUCCAUUCUCCUCUUUCCCAAAUACAGAAAACAUUUUAGUGUGAAGUUUCCUGACGACCUGCCCAUCACAUUACCCAACCUCCUUCACUUCAUCCUGCAGCACUCCGGCUCUGUGCAAUAUGCAGACAAACCGGUGACAGCUUCUGGCGAGGCAGAGGGUCCAGGACCCAGUGGCGUCUUCCGUGCUGAGUUUCUGGCACUCCAGCGUGAGGUCCAAGCGCUGCGUCACGCCCGCGAACGUCUCUCCCAGCAGCUGGCGCAGCUGUGGCGUGACAACCGGCGGCUGACGUUUGACACUCGCAGCUUGGAGGCUCAGAACGCAGAGCUGCAGCAAGAAAGGCAGAGCUUGGAGGAGCAGCACCGGGAGAAAAGCCGGCAGCUCGGGGAGGCGGUGAGACGGCUGCAGGAGCUGGCAGACACUUCUGAAAACCUGCUGAAUGAGAACACACUGCUCAGGUUCCUGCUGAGGGCGCUGAAGGACAGGACGGAGGCUAAAGAGCAGGCGGAGGUGGAGAGGAAAGAGGCAGAACAGAAAAGAAGCCAUAUGGCCUCCUGACCACAAGUCUGCUGGGAAUCCUGAGAGCGAGAGAAGAGGAAAGAAGGAAAUGAAGCGAGGACUGAAAUGGAUGAGAAAAAGCGAUGGUUAGACCUGAGAUGUAGUGAAACGGGGGAUUUUUAAGAUGAAUGAAGCUGAGAUGAGGAGGUCAUGUAAUUCCCAGAGGGCAAUGACCUAAUGAGUUCUAUUCUGAGAGAAAAUGCGGAUGAAAUGACAGUUCAUGAUCUGUCAGAAGAAAAACUAAGGCUGCUGUUAAGUCAGGACAGAAGUAAGGAAGCACUUAAAUGAAAACAAUGUGUAGAGAGGGAAACAGCUGUGUUUGCCAGAGACGCAAUACUCUCAAGUGCUGUGAUGAUGGUGUGAUCAUCCACUCUUAGAAACACACUAGAAUGGAAAUUAAGUGCCAACUGUCCAAUUCAAACUACUCAGUUCUGAUGCUGCGCUUGCAAAAAUGUAAUGUCUGUUGACGGGUGAAAUUGUGAUCUGAGUUAAACGUGCUACACAGACCCUGCAGCCAAAGUCUCUACCUUCAUCAAAUUACUGUGAAUUCUCAAGUAAAAGCCGGUAUUCAAAUAUAAUGGCUGAGUCUCCAAUAGUAGCCAGGUGUGAGGCCAGCACGAACAAAUAUACUCCAGGUAAAGUAAAACAUUAAGGGGUUAAGAUUACCCGUAGAUUACUACAACAGCAACUUCCACAGUAUUAAUUCCAUCAGUACAAUAUGUACUCACCAAUCUGCUGUUCUCAGUUUCUCUUUUUCUACAGAAAUGUUUGCCUCCUCUGCCUUACUCCUGAUCGAUAUAAAGGUACCAUCAACAAAACUCAACACUUCCUGAUGUUUUUCAAAUUAAAAGUCUACCAAUGAAAGGAAGGGUGCCGGAGGAAGUGUCGAGUUUCAUUCUUGGUAAAUCUGUUUAGGGAGGAAAAAGGCAAAGUGGAACGCCUGACAUGACUCCUGCUUCGGACGAAAGGUAAACAUGGAGGAAGUUUGAGUUUGGAACAAGGAAUAUUUGAAAUAAGAACAUGGUUCUCUCUGCCACAGACAUAAUUAUGAAUGCUGCUAUUUGAGAAUUUACAACAUGCACUCACCUGCAUGACUACAGAUCAGUGAUGUAGAAUUUGGCUGCAGGGAGACAGGGCUACUAAUGAAGCUGAGAUUUAUUUAAUACUGAAGAUGAAGGCACCUACUCACCGAUCUGUAGGUCAGCCUAAGAGCACUUGAAAUUAUUAGCAAGAUUUUUUUUUUUUUUUUUGAAGGGGAUAUAGCUCUUUUGUUAAACUGAUCUAUUUUUACAGGAAUCAUUGAGUCACUAAAAUAUUUCUUUGUAACUAUUCAGGUAUUACGAAUGAGAUGCUGCAAUUGUUUACAUGUGAAAUAUUGCACCUGUUUUUACUGAUUAAAAAUCUUUC